Porites lobata is the source of this 17171-nucleotide messenger RNA. The record is from the annotation of a GenBank genome assembly. Lineage: Eukaryota; Metazoa; Cnidaria; Anthozoa; Scleractinia; Poritidae.
GUCACAAUAACAUCAAGUUCUGACUACUGGCUGGUAUUUGAAGGAAUACGAGGGUCAGGUUAUCGUGGUGACAUAGCGAUAGACGAUGUAGAGUUACUGGAUAAUGCAUGCCCACCUCCAGGUGAUUGUAACUUCGAAGCAGGCAUGUGUACUUGGCUCAAUGUACCUAAUAAUGAUGAUUUUGACUGGCUUCGGGGGAGUGGCUCCACACAAAGUUUUUACACUGGCCCUUCCACCGAUCACACAACAAACUCAUCUGGUGGUAAGUAAUAGAGUGAGGAUUAUUCUUAAAACAGUUGCUCUACAUGUAGUAAGCAAUCUUUGUCAUAUAAUCUGAGAAGGAUUACUUUCCUUGGCUUCUAAGAAUUUUAAUUCAUUCAAAGAUUUUCAAUCUGACCAAAUACAGACAAGUUCUCGUAAAUUAUUCAAUGCUCAUUUCGCAUGCAGGAAUUCUGAUUUGAAUUUGACACCAGUUACGGGGACGACUAACGGAUUCACUUUUCAAAUAAUCAAUUCAUUAAUAGAAUCUUGGGGGGUACGCUUGACCUGUUUUGGCUGUAAGGCAAAUACUCCUAAGAUGACAUUUCUAACAAGAGUUAGAAAGGUUACGAAAUAUCAAUAUUGACCGUAAAAGAACCAAAAUAACUACAUACAUCAGAAGGAGAAAGCAGACGGAUACUAACUACGUCUUAUAGCCGCUAAAAUUAAACACAGCUAAACACUGCCGAUUUAGCUGACGCUGAGGCCACUGGAUUAGUACCUUCCCCUUAUGUGUGCGUUUUUAAUCCAUCCCAUUUUCAUUUUGCAGGCAGCUAUGUGUUCAUUGAGACGUCAUCCCCACGUAGAGUGGGUGACAAAGCAUAUUUCAUCAGCCAGCCAUUUGAUCCAACCAACAGCACCGGUAGAUGCUUGCAGUUCUGGCAUCAUAUGAAAGGAGCAUCCAUUGGCACUUUGAAUGUCUAUAUUUACACCGGUAACUUCUCUUCAAUGUCUCUGCUUUGGCAGAGAAAGGGGAAUAAAGGAAAUAAUUGGAUGCUUGGGCAAACUCCAAUCAGAAGCAGUAUAAAGUACCAGGUAAAGACAAUGUGCAGGUUGUCUCUGCUGUUUUUUGUUUAUUAGUUAUCCAGUAUACAUACCAACGGUGGCAUCAAGCUAAGAGUGAAUUACGCAAAACUCGUUGUAGAAGUAAACAUAAUAAUAGCUCUGAUUACCUUCAUUGAUCUUCAAAUUAUUGAUCUUCACAUUAUUUUCCCUUGUAACAAAUAGAUUCCAUGUUGCUGUGCGUCUGUUCUGUAUUAGGUCACAGAUGACGUCUAAUUGUGGUGAAAACAAAGAAGUAGCACAUGAGCCACAGGCGAGUGUGUCACUGAUGUUUUCACCACGUUUUGACUUCUUCUGUGAUCCAUUGCUGACCAGCCUCAUGGCAACAUGGAAUCUUUUUUUGGGGGGGGGGGAUGAAGAGAGACGAAAAGCUACAUAUGCAUGUAUACUAGCCUCGUACCACUAGACUGCUAGAGGAUACAUUUGUACUAGUUUACGCAUUUUCCAAGUUACAAACGCCACCUUUCGUCCCCGCUUAUUUUCUUCUUCAACUUAUUUGUAUACAGUUUAUCUGGAAAGUUUUUCAAAGCCUUCCCUUCCUUAAAGCAGAACAAUCUCGAAAACAUUUUCAAAACCGCGUGUUUGGAUGACAUGCUAUUGCUAAUUUUGUACAGAAUUCUCCCAGUUUAGGCAUUUUCAAGUCGUCAAGAAUUCUUUUUGUCUACGUUUCUCCGCUUUUUUUUAUUUGUAAACAGCUUCGCUAAACUUUUUUUCGUGGCCUUCACUUGCUAAAUCCGAAAUUAUCUCGCAAACUCUUUCAAAACCUCGUAAUAUUGAACACAACAAAGAACACAAGUCGCCGUGACGUUAUCCAUGUAUCUGUUUAAAAAAAAGAUUCCAUGAUUCCGUGCGUCUCUUGUGUAAUACUAACAGUAGAUCACAGAUGACGUCAAAUGAUGCUAAAAACAAAAGAGUAGUAAACGAGCCGCGAGAGAGUCACUGAUGAUGUUUUCACCACGCACGUUAUGACGUCUUCUGUGAUCUAUAAUGACUAGACCCAGGCCACGGCAACAUGGAGUCUAUUCGUUUUAUACAAUGAACAGAAAGGAAAAAACGACGUGCUAGCUUCGCACGGCUUGACUGUUGGAGGAGUUUUUCCAUUUUAGGCAUUUCCAAGUAACCAACACUCUUCUCAAAUAUUUUCGCCUUCUUUACCUUACUUGCCUCUACUUGCUGAAAGUAAUCGCAAAACCAUUUUCGACAAUGCAAGUCUCUCGUAGCGAUGAUAUACGAUUGGAACUGUUUAUGAAAUUUUGUCCACUUUAGGCAUUUUCAAAUCGUCAAGAACUCAUUCCGAUAUUGCCUCAAUGAGCUCGGACAUGAUACAACCCUUUUCUUCGAUUCCAUCACGCAAACAAGGCCCUAGGGCAAGACACUGUGUAUAGAUGUGUUUGGUUUUAAACAGGUUGUGUUUGAAGGAAUUCGUGGAAAUAGCUACACUGGGGACAUUGCCCUGGAUGACAUUUCGUUUACUGUUGGUGCAGGCAGUUGCACUCUUCAACCGUAUGAUGCUCUACCACCUGGAAUGACAACUGCAGCUCCUACUACUUCAACUCCAACUACUAUUGGUAAUUAAGUGAUGCUUAUCUGUUUUACUUAUGUUGACGACAUGAUAAUGUUUUGGAUAUUUUCUAAAAACAGUCCAGGGCAUCCGGAGGAGAGGCACUCGUUGCUGGGAGAGACUACAGUCACCAAAAACAAAAAACAAAAACAAAUGCGAAGGCACCCCAUGAAGUGUAGGAUAAAUCAGUAACAGACAUACCAGGAAGACAUUUUUCUAGCUACGGUGGAAGGGAUGCUGUCCACCGAAGUACGCACGUAUAGCAAGUAUGCCUCACAAGAAAAGCAACCCACAGUCUUAACUACAUGUCUUGGAAGGCCUCUACUUGCACUAUUUGCAGCUGACAUCACCAAUCCAAUUCUUAAACUUUAUACCAUGGGAUAUUUUUACAUGGCAACAAUAUAUAACUGAUUACUUGUCAGAUGCAAUUAUGUAAUGACUAAUUUCAGGCCAGGGGAAUGGUCUUGGGGGAAGUCAGGAAAAUUUAAAAUGCUCUAAAAUUUAACAGAUAAUUAGCUUUUCUGCCUAUUCAGUAUCUUUCUGGAUGAUUACAAAUCAUGAAGAUAAAAUACUUUUCUCUGUAGCAAUUGUGGGUUUUAACUGCACAUUCGAAAGAAAUCUCUGUAGCUGGACUCAAGACAACACCGAUCAGUUUAACUGGACUCGGACAUCGGGCUCAACACCUUCAUUCUUAACUGGACCUUCUGUGGACCACACAACAGGCACUGGUAAGUGAUUGUUUUCAGUGCAUUUACUUUAUAUACCUUACUAGGCAGUUAAAAAGGCAAAAUUUUUUUGCCCAACAGACAUUGCCUUUUGUUUCCCUCUCUAAAGUCACCUUUUAAUAGAGAGGUUUCCACCUGAAAAAAAAAAAAAAGAAAGAAAAACUUAGAGAAAACGGCUGAAGAAAUGUUAGAAACAACUCGAACUGUUGGGGGUGUGCAAUUUCAAGAGAUCUCCAAGUUAUUUUUUAUCUGCUGUGUACCCUGACCUCUUAUAGCAAUCCUUGUCAGAGGUUUUAAAAAUCUUGAUACCUUUCACUCUUCUCUUGUGCUACAUUUGUGAGUAAAAUUAUUUGUAUAUGUAAAAAGAUAAAUGAGUACAAUAUAGUCCCUUAUUAAUGCGUUUGCCUUUAAUGUAAAGUUAUUAGCUAGUUUUUUUUAUCUCUUUCUCCCAUACUCAAAGAUUGUUCUGCAUGGGGCUGUAGUCAGGGUAAGGUUUCAAAAGUAGUUGGCUCCCAAAGUUGUUUCAGUCGUGUGAAAGGCACGAUAUUUUUUAAGGUUUAUUUUUGCCCAUGUUUAAAUUGUUAGGGAAAAUACGGACUUGAAAACUUUACUUCUUCUUCUUCCAUGAAACCACACAUCCUCCUUUCUAUAGGGACGUUAAAGAGCUUAAUUCAAGUCAGGUUAAUUAAUUCAUAGUAGUUAAAAUAAGAACCUAUUUCUUAGCACCGUAUUUUAACUGUACUGUCUUUGCUAUAGCAGUCUGUUACAUUUAUAUUAUAUUUUUGCUUUGUUGUCCACGCUUUUAACUUUAAGAAACGAAAGCACCUGAUCAGAGUGGAAAACCACUAUGAUAACAAAACUUUUUAACAGUGUUUGAUUAACUUUAAAGCUCUAACAACAUUCUGUUGUACAUUGUAAGCAAAUGGAUGGUACAUGUACAUUGAGUCAUCUUUCCCAAGAAAGCCAAAUGACACAGCGAAGCUUAUAAGUUCAAUUGUCCGCGGCACAAAUGCUCAUAGUCGAAAGUGUUUGUCGUUUUGGUAUCACAUGUAUGGUGCACACAUCAGUACUCUUAGUGUGUAUCUAAGGAAUGGUUCUCAUGACACCCUCCUGUGGUCAAAGGCAGGGACGCAUGGAAAUAAGUGGCUUCAGGCAGCAGUCACAGUUAAUAGCAGCACUCAUUUUCAGGUAAAACAUGCAAUUUUUUGCAAGAAAAAAUCAACAAAAAAGAAAUCAAGUUCUUAAUUGAAACAGAUCAUUUACGCGGAAUUGCCAUGCCAUGGAUAUGGUCAUGUUAAAUUAAAUACCUAGUGACUUUUCAAGAACAAAACAGAGAAAAAUGAGUCAUAAUAUUUAUAUCAAUAGUUGACCAGGUGACUUUGACAGUGGACUAUCGUCACCGUCACCGCACUGUUACCCGCUGAAGUCAGAGAUUUUCUUUCGUUGCGCGUUCUGAGGCUUUUGGUAGCAAGCAAAUUAGUUGCUAGAUGUCACAUGACCUUACACGCUGUUCUGGAAAAAUCGAAGCUUUCUUAAAGAAUACUGUUUAUUUUCCCUUCAGGUUGUAUUUGAAGGAGUUCGUGGUAGGAGCUUUCGAGGUGAUAUAGCGAUUGAUGACAUCGUUAUUAAAAACGGUUUCUGCCAAGCCUUGAAAGCUUGCUCAUUUGAAGAUGUUCAAAUGUGCGGAUGGACAAAUGAAAAGAGGUUAAUUGAUUAAUGUUGUUUGUGUUAGCCUGAGGUACUGUUUAACAGUAUUAUUUAAUGAAAAUGAAGAAAUGAUCGUCGCAGUGAACGCAAUUUAUGCAAUUGCGUAAAGAAGCCUGAAAAAAAUCCAGGACUUCAACGGGGUUUGAACCCGUGACCUCGCGAUUGCCGGUAAGACGCUCUACCAACUGAGUUUUGAAACCACUGACGUAGGGAGCAGGUCAUUUGUGGGUUCAUAUGUUCCCGUGAAAGAAAUUGACCUGCUCCCAGCGUCAGUGGCUUCAUAACUCAGUUGGUGGAGCAUCGCACCGGUAAUAACGAGGUCAGGGGCUCAAACCCCGUUGCAGUCCUGGAUUUUUUUCAGGCUUCUUUACGCAAUUGCAUAAAUUGCGUUCACUCCGACGAUCAUUUCUUCAUUUUAAUUUCAUUUCAUUUCCGCAGUUCAUACAUGAUUCAUUCAUAUAUCAUUAGCAGUAUUAUUCAAUCUUAUCGCGCAAGCUCCGAACCAGUAGUUUUUGAUACAAAAAGCUAAAAUGUUUCCAAAAAUAAGCAGAAAUGUUAUCCAGACUGAUCACAGGAGUAGCUGGGAUGCUUUGAAAGGCCAUCAAACAAAAUUAUAAGCAAAAAACGACUAAAAAGGCAGGAACUGUCUUAGUUUUGGUCCGUGUUUUAAGGGCCAGUGUCUGUUUACGGGAAUUUGACUUUUUUUCAAUUUUUGCUGAAUUUCUUACUUUCCUUUUAAACCUGGUAUCCGUUUCUUGGCAAUGUUUUAGUGCUGAUGACUUUGAUUGGACACGCCAGAGUGGUUCAACAUCAAGUUCCGGCACUGGCCCUACAAAUGACCACACCUAUGGAACAGCGAAAGGUUAUUACAUGUAUAUUGAAACCUCAUUUCCAAGAAGGCCAGGAGACAAGGCAAUGCUUAUGAGCCCCAAAUAUCCAUCAACAAAAGGAAAAUGCCUUCAGUUCUGGUAUCACAUGUAUGGAAGCCACACAGGGACCCUAAAUGUUCAAAUAAAGCGCAUGGUUGGAGGAAAACCUACAUACAUUUUGAUGUGGUCUAAAUCAGGUGAUAACGGAAAUCGCUGGUGGAUUGCUCAGGUACACAAGGAAAUGUUUGAUGAAAGUUAAAGACACCAAGAAAAAUGAUUAAUUUCUCAUAGAGGUGCUUACUUUCACUAUAAGAGCAAAGCAUACCAAUAUUAAAAUGGUAAACAGUGGUUUCUGUAAAAGAAUACUAAAAACGAAAGACGUUCAUUUUUUUCCCCGUCAAAGACAUCUACAACACAAUUCAAACACGAAAGACGUUUUGUAAGAGAUAGGUAUCGUUGUGGCUAUAAACAGUUUUACUCUGCUCAAAGGGACAAUCAGUAAUCAAGAAAGCAUUCGUUUGGCGGAACCGGUGUUCUUCGACACGUAAAAGGUGCAAAACAUUUGGGUGUUUUGGGGUUGCCAUAUUAGGGUCGUUCAUGGCUGGUUUUUUAUUGCUUUUUAACUGUUGCAGGGUAAGGUGUUCAUCAUUGAUGAACUUGUCAGGUCUCCCACGCCAUAUUUCUUGAAAGUACCUGAAAUCCUUUGAAUUUCAAAACAAAGAUUCAAAGCCUUAACAUCGCCAGAAAUUUCGAAUCGACAUGCUCAGUGAGAGGCGACACUGAGAAAAGAUCGAAAAUCGAAAAAAAAUUGUACUAGAGGCAUAUAUAAGAGUUCGCCUACUUCGCAUCAAUUCCAUUAGUAUUUUUGUUAAACUAAAUGAGUCUGCAUUUAUACGUACCUUGCAAGUUUUAUCCGUUUUGGUUUUAAGGUAAACAGAUUUGCAAAUUGACUGUAAAGGAAAAAAACGAGAUUUCCUUAAAAAGGAGGCAAUCUCUUCCAAUAACCCGGCUAUAUGGGAUCAAUUUAGGUGUGCAAGAAACCACGCAAAUAACGCAAUUAAACUGGCAAAAAGACUCUAUGUUUCUGACAACUUGGAAGCCAACAAAGGUAAUUUGCGCAAAACAUGGAAUGUUAUCAACGAGCUAACUUCACGUAACAGUGGUAAGUCAACGAAUAUUUUGGAGAUCAAGGUAGAUAAUAAAAUAGCAAGUAACCCCAUGGACAUUGCGGAAACUAUUAACGAUCACUUUACAAACGUUGCGCAAGUAUUAGCACAAGAUAUUCCUGUUGUCGAUGCUAAUCCUGAGUCUUAUUUAGAGCCCACUGACCAUUCGUUUUCUCUGCAAAUUCCGAGUGUUGAUAUUGUUUCUAACGUUUCGUCGAAAAUUGAUGAAAAGAAAGCCACCGGUCUUGAUAUGAUUCCGAGUAAAUUGUUGAAAAUGGCUGCUAAUAUCGUCGCACCCUCUCUUACCUCAAUAUUCUCAAAGUCUAUUCUCACUGGGAUAUAUCCAAACGAUUGGAAAAUGGCCAAAGUGACUCCACUUUUUAAAAAGGGCAUUAAAUCGGACCCUAACAACUACAGGCUAAUAUCCGUAAUCCCUAUAAUUUCGAAAGUUUUUGAAAGAAAUGUUUAUAAUCAACUUUUCCAUUAUCUAGAUGAUAAUAAAUUGCUACUAGGUUGCCAAUCAGGGUUCCGUUCUCUACAUAGUACGCUCACGGCUUUGCUUGAGGCAACAAAUGCUUGGUCAGUGAACAUCGACAAUGGCCUUCUAAAUGGCGUUGUCUUUAUUGACCUUACUAAGGCAUUCGAUACCAUUAAUCAUGAGAUCAUCUUGCGUAAGAUGUCAUACUUGGGUGUCGAGCAGGCAGCCAUAAAAUGGUUCUCGUCGUACUUAAGUGGCCCAACCCAAAGAUGUAAUGUCAGUGGCAAACUAUUAUCUGCUCGUACCCUCAGUUGCGGCGUGCCGCAGGGUAGCGUAUUGGGUCCUUUGCUAUUUUUAAUUUACAUUAAUGAUCUUCCCAACUCCCUGCGGGGCGCCGUACCAAGAAUGUUUGCCGAUGACACCAACCUUACGUUAUCUGCUAAGACCUUAACAGAGCUUAAGCUAGCUCUAACCCCUGAAUUACAUAACCUUAGCUGUUGGCUGAAAGCUAACAAGCUCAGUCUAGAUGUUGCUAAAACAGAGCUAAUGAUUAUUGGAUCAAGACAAAGACUAUCUGCCCAAUGUGACGAUGUAGAAAUCAGAAUUGAUGAUCAAAUUAUCAAGAGAGUCGAUCAUACCAAAUCCUUGGGUCUUACCAUAGAUGCUCAACUCUCUUGGGGUAAACACGUUGAAGAGAUUUGCAAGAAAGUCUCUUCAGCUAUAGGCGCCCUAAAACGUGUGCGGCCGUUUAUAUCCAAAGAAACUGCAAUCCAAAUUUAUAACGCCUUAAUUAUGCCUCAUUUUGAUUACUGCAGCCCCGUCUGGGACUGUUUGAGUGGUUACUUGAGUGAUAAGCUCCAAAAAUUACAGAAUCGUGCAGCCAGAGUUAUUACUACAUCACCCUUUGAUGCGAGCUUAAACCACCUACUCUCCACCCUCAGCUGGGAGAGGCUAUCUCUUCGACGAAAGAAACAAAAAGCCUUAAUGAUGUAUAAAACCAUGAAUGAUCUCGCGCCGGAAUAUCUACAAAGUCUUUUCUCUCAGCGUGACUCUGCUUACAACUUAAGAAACUCUGAGGGAAGACUGACCCUGUCCAAACCAAGCACCAAUUAUUUGAAACGAAGCUUCUCUUACAGCGGGGCCAUGUUAUGGAAUAACUUGCCCAAAAACUUAAAAAAUGCUGCAUCCGUUGAGCAUUUUAAGCGAAAUAUCAAGAAGGUAGCUGAUAUAUCAGAUUCCCACACGGCAAUCAUGUAAAGCAGUUGUAAUUAGUUUUAGUUUUUAACUUAAGCUUAACUGAUGAUUUCCCGUGUUUAAAUAAAGAUUUACAUACAUACAUACAUACAAGGAAUUGUAUGGCUGUCGGCGAUAAAACGCCGAGUUCGCGUCCAAAUUCGUCGGGUAUAACCACUUUGCAUCGGUUCCGCGAGUUAAAGAGGCUUGACUUUCAGGUCCGGUUACAUUUUGCACUUCCCGAUGGAAACCUCUUUCGGUUUUUAACUUUGAGUAUGGACCCGACCGCGAAAUUUCCUGAUAUUCACUUAUCAAUAUCUCCGCGAAAAAUCGUCCGAAUUUCGUGCAAAGCCUCUCGUUCGAGAGAUAAUUUCUUGCAUUUUGAACACGUUUCAAAAUAAUUGACAGCAUAUUCGUUCAGCAGUUCCUUUUUUACUGUAAAUACGGCCAUGUUUGUGUAUCGUGACAAAGAGCCCGUACUCGGUCGGAUCUGACAGCGGCUUACACCAUUAAAGAAACAAGUUUAUAGAAAUAGCACGACUUCUACUGUGUUCCUGAGACAAGGAAUUAAAUUUAACAUGGCUGCUCAUAAAUAUCAUUCUGUUGUUCAAAAACUUAUUUCGGAAUACAAAAAUCCUGUGGGGAAAACUAAUCCUGCAGCAAACAAAAUGAGAACCAAUCACAGUUGCCGCUCUACGCCUUAGAGUCUGUUUGCCUAUGGAUACUCCAACCUUUUUUUUUCUCUAAAUUUUCUUUCAGGGAUCCUGGUUUACUCCUUAGGCGGCACAUUUUUCUUCAAACACAACUUAUAGUUAUGAAGGGGAAUAACAUUCUUCCUCAGUGAAAAAAGUGGGGUUUGGAUCGUUCCUUUGGUUGAUUCCAAGUAAACUCUGCUACAACAUGUGUUACAACUGGUCCGGCUGAUCCAUGAAUCCUACGACAAACCCUGUAAAAACCGUCCGGUUAAUGACACCUUUUGCAAUUUUCCUAAAGGAAAAAAAUUCUGUAGCCUUGUGGUAGCCAAGACCUCAUUGGUAUUGGUAUUAUAAUUUUUACAAUAUCUUCAAGGUGGCGAUAUUCGGUUAGCUACGUUAUUACUAGCUACCCCUAACAUUAGGCGCAGAUUGUGCAGGUGUAUAUUCUGUUGGUGGUUCAACGUCUCCCAGCCACAACCAAUCAUUUGUUUUCAGCACAUGAUCAGUUUUUUGAAAAUUGUGGAAAAGAAUUAACGGCCGGCAGGCAACAUAAAAUUUUAGCCAUUUGAAACAACGACGUCUGGUAUCAAUAGUAAAUGGGUUGUGAGUGCCCUGACGGAAAAUAGCUAUUAAACAGACGUUUUGUACGUAAAACUCUUGAAAGGAUGAAUAGUAUUGUAUCAGGAUUUUUCUUCGCCACUGAAAAUUCUCACUGCUUGAUGUCACUCACUCUUCUUGCAGGUUACAAUAACAUCACGUUCUGACUAUUGGCUGGUAUUUGAAGGAGUACGAGGGUCCGGUUAUCAAAGUGACAUAGCCAUAGACGAUGUAGAGUUACUGGAUAAUGCAUGCCCACCUCCAGGUGAUUGUAACUUUGAGAGAGGCAUGUGUACUUGGCUCAAUGUGCCUAAUAAUGAUGAUUUUGACUGGCUUCGCGGGAGUGGCUCUACACCAAGUUCUUACACUGGCCCUUCCACCGAUCACACAACAAACUCAUCUGGUGGUAAGUAAUAGAAUGAGAAUUAUUUUUAAAACAGUUGUUCUACAUGUAGUAAGCAAUCCUUUUCAUUUAAUCUGAGAAGGAUUACUUUCCUUGGCUAUUUUCCCUAGAUUUCACCAACAGAUAUUUUUUCCAAUCUCGUGAAUGGUAUUUGACGCACGACAUUGAAAUUCAGCUGGGUUCACAACAUGUUCCGCGCCAAGCAGUACAUUUUUAAGGCAAAUACUCUUAAGAUGAUAAUUCUUUGCGCUCAACAUUUUCCGUUAAUAGCGCUGCGCGCAGAUUAUUUAUGGACCCAAAUUGAAAUUCACAUUAGCGAAUUCCCCACUUUUAUCUGACUUUUGUUAUUAAAAUUUCAUGUUUGUCUGUCUUUUGUCAUUAAAAUGAGAAAAAUGACAAAACUCAGACAAAAAUUGCAAAUUAAUCACUUUGACGUCAUUGGUGCACUGCGCUAUAAUUGUCAUUUUUCACGUUCUAACGUCACAUAUCUCCUGUGGUCUGCACUAUAAUUGAGACUGCGGUAUUUCAUCCAUUGAUUAUUUCAUUUUAUCAGCUUCACCGAAGAAAACAAAGCAACUCGGAAAACAAAGUAUAUGCCACAACAAGAGUUAAAAAGGUUACGAAAUAUCAAUAAUGACGGUAAAAAAAAAAAAAAGAAGGAAAAUGGCUGCAUACCGUAUUUAUUCGAUUAACCGUCCUGGGCGCUUGUUCGAGGUAGGCGCUUAUUAAAUUUUCAACAUUUUCAGCAAGUGUAGUAUGUUUAUUGCAACAAAACAAUAAAUGGUGAUAACAAAACGCGAAGAUGCAAGGUUUCUGUAAAAUACUCUGAAGAAAACUCCGUCUUCUGGAAGUCUCUUAUUAGUACUUUUUCAAUUCGUUUUCUGCCUUUAGGGUGGGUGCUUAUUCGAGGUGGGGCGCUAUUUCGAAGUUGGGCGCUUAAUCCAAUAUUAAAUACGGUACAUCAGGAGGAGAAAGGAGACGGAUACUAACGAGGUCUUACAGUUGUUAAAAUUUAACACUGCCGAUUUAGCUGAAGCUGAGGACACUGGAUUAGUACCUUCCCCUGGUGUGUAUUAUUUUUACUCCAUCCCAUUUUCAUUUUGCAGGCAGCUAUGUGUUCAUUGAGACGUCAUUCCCACGUCAACCGGGUGAUAUUGCGUAUCUCAUCAGCCAGAUAUUUGAUCCAACCAACAGCACUGGUAUAUGCUUGAGGUUCUGGCAUCAUAUGAAAGGAAUAUCCAUUGGCACUUUGAAUGUCUAUAUUUACACCGGUAACUUCUCUUCAAUGUCUCUGCUUUGGCAGAGAAAGGGGAAUAAAGGAAAUAAUUGGAUGCUUGGGCAAACUCCAAUAAGAAGCAUUGUAAAGUACCAGGUAAAGACAAUAUGCCUUCAGGUCUUCUAUGCUGUUUUUUGUUUAUUAGUUAUCCAGUAUCCAUAUCAAAGAUGGCAUCAAAUUAAGACUGGAUUACGCAUAAUUCGUUGUGGACGUUAACAUAAUAGCAGCUUUGAACACCUACAUUGUUUUAACCAGAUCUUCACAUUAUUGUCUGUUUUAACAAACAGAUUCCAUGUUGCUGUGCUUCGGUUCUGUAUUAGAUCACAGAUGUCGUCUAAUUGUGGUAAAAACAAAGAAGUGGCACAUGAGCUGCAGGCGAGUGUGUCACUGAUGUUUCCCCACGUUUUGACGUCUUCUGUGUGAUCUAUUACUGACCAGGCUCAUGGCAACAUGGAAUCUAUUAGUAUUGUACAGUGAAGAGAGAGGAAAAAGCUACAUAUAUAUAUACCUGCCUCGUACCACUUGACUGUUCGAGGUUCGAUUUGUGCCGCUUUACAAGUUACAAAAGCUACUUUUCGUCCCUCCUUCUUCUUCUUCUUCUUUAUCUUACUUACAUACAGUUUAUCCGAAAAGUUUUUCAACGUCUUUUGCCAAAAACAAAAUAAUCGCGAAAACGUUUCCAAAUUUACGAUGACAAGCUAUGGCAAAUUUUAUAAAGAAUUCUUCCAAAUGUGGCAUUUCCAAGUCGUCAAGAACUCUUAUUGUCUCGGUUUCUUCGCUUUUCUUAUUUAUAGACAGCUUACGCUAAACUUUUUUUCGUGGCCUUCACUUGCUAAAUCCGAAAAUGUCUUUCGACCUCUUUCAAAACCGCGUCAUAUUGAACACAACAAAGAAAACAAGUUGCCGUGCGUUAUACAUGUAUCUGUUUGUUUAACAAAAAGAUUCCACGAUUCCGUGCGUCUCUUGUGUAAUACAGUAGAUCACAGAUGUCGUCAAAUGAUAGUAAAAACCAAACAGUGGCACACGAGCCGCGGGUCUGUCACCCAUAUUUUUUUUCCCACGCAUGUUAUGACGUCUUCUGUGAUCUAUUACUGACCAAACCCACGGCAACAAGGAAUCUAUUCGUUUUAUACAAUGAACAGAAAGGAAAAAACAACGUGCUAAAUUCGCACCGCUUGACUGUUAAGUUGGAGGAUUUUUUUCCCAGUUUAGGCAUUUCCAAGUCACCAACGCUUUUCAGAUAUUUUCGGUUUCUUUAUACUACUUGUAGACAGUUUCUUUCAAAAGGUUUCUAAGACCUCUACUUGCUGAAAGCAAUCGCAAAAACAUUUCAAAACUGCAAGUCCCUCGUAGCGAUGAUAAAUGAUUGCAACUGUUGAAGAAAUUUCGACCACUUUAGGCAUUUUCAAAUCGUCAAGAACUCUUUCGGUCCUUGUUCUCCAUUUUUCCGAAAUAAUCUCGCAAACAUUUUUUAAAACCGCGCGCCAUUAUGGAUGAAACAAAGAAAACGGGUCUUCCUUCACGUGUUCUCUAUACCUAAUAGAUCGAAUGAAACACCGAUCAGAGCACUCGGAGUAUUCACAAAACAUUGUAUAAACUCUAAUAGAUCAUGGGCAACGACCCAUCACAGCGCAUGUAGCACUGACUAAAUUGUAUAAAAAACUGAUUGAUGAAGCAUAUCGCCUGAAUGAGCCCGGACAUGAUGCUAUGCGUUUCUUUGAUUCCAUCACAAAAACAAGGUCCUAGGGCAAGACACUCUAUGUAUUAAUUUCUGUUUAUAGAUGUGUUUGGUUUUAAACAGGUUGUGUUUGAGGGAAUUCGUGGAAAUAGCCAUACUGGGGACAUUGCCCUGGAUGACAUAUCAUUCACUGUUGGUGCAGGCAGUUGCACUCUUCAACCGUAUGAUGCUCUACCACCUGGAAUGACAACUGUAGCUCCUACAACUUCAACUCCAACUACUAUUGGUAAGUCGCUUUUCUCGGUUUUACUUAUGUUGACGAAAUGAUAUUGUUUUUGAUAUUUUCUAAAAAGGAAGCUGGGCUGGCCAGCCGAAAUAUCGUUUGAAAACUUUUAAGCACGCUUUCUAUUUCUGUUUAUUGAAUGUUGUUAAAACAAUUUGCCACGUUUAUCCCACUUUUAUUUAUUUAUUUAUUUAUUUAUUUAUUUAUUUAUUUAUUUAUGAAUGAAUGAACGAAAAGUUUUCCAUACAUAGAAAGGCAAAUACGAAGGCACCCAAUGAAGUGAAGGAUAAAUCAGUAACCGACAUACCGGGUGGACAGUUUUCUAACUACACCGGAAAGGAUGCAGUCCACUGAAGUACGCAUGUAUAGCAAGUAUGCCUCACAAGACAAGCAACCCGUAGUCUUAACAACAUGUCUUGGCUGAAGGCCUCUACUUGCACUACUAGCAGCUGACAUCACCAAUCCAAUUCUUAAACUGAUACCAUGGGAUAUUUUUACAUGACAACAAGAGCUGUGGUCACAAUACAGACUUUUACCUAGGUAAAACCGAUUUACCCUAAGGCAAAUUCAUCAAAAAUCUCCCGAGAUAAAUUUAGCUCGGGUUUUGUUUUACCUGGAUAAAAAAUUCUGGGAAGGUCACACUACCGGCUCCCAAGGUUUUUACGCGUAGGCAAAUUCUGGAGCGUAAAUUCAAGAAGGAAAGAUGUGCAGGGAUCUAGCCGAUCAAAGAGACGUUUUUUUUCCUUUAUCUCCCUGUUAUUUCUUACGCCAAUUCAACGUGCAAGGUGAAGACAGGCGAAGACUCGUGCCCCAAAAAUUUCUUUCACCGCGUGAGCUAUGUCCGGUUCUGUCAUCAAGACCUUCGCCGAUGAUCGUCUAUUGGCUAGCAACCUAGGGGAUUUCAUUUUCCCCUAGCUAUCGCUUUGGGGUAGCUUUCAGAGGAAACUCUAUUGUUCUCGAGACAUAUCCAAGCCCCAGACGAUAAAAUUUCCCCGAGGUAAAUUACUUAGGGAAAAUCGGUCACACUUAAAAAAUCAAGUUUCCCUAGGUAAACUGUCAACAAGUCGAGUUUACCCGGGUAAAAAAUCUGUAGUGUAACCACAGCUAAUAUGUAACUAUUGCUUCUCAGACGCAAUUAUGUAAUGACUAAUUUUAGGGAAAUAGUCUUGGGGGAGGUCAGGAAAAUUUAAAAUGCUCUAAAAUGUAACAGAUGAUCAACUUUUCUGCCCACUCAGUGUCUUUCUGGAUGAUUACAAUUCAUGCAGAUAAAAAAAUUUUCUCUAUAGCAAGUGUGGGUUUUAACUGCACAUUCGAAAGAAAUCUCUGUAGCUGGACUCAAGACAACACCGAUCAGUUUGAUUGGACUCGGACAUCGGGCUCAACACCUUCAUCCUCAACUGGACCUUCUGUGGACCACACAACAGGCACUGGUAAGUGAUUGUUUUCAGUGCAUUUACUUUAUAGAUGGGUCGGUACUUUUAUUACCUUAAAGGCAGUAAAAAAGGCAACAUUUUUUUGCACAGCAUACAUUGCCUUUUGUUUCCUUCUAUAAGGUCACCUUUUAAUAGCGAGGUUUCCACCUGAAAAAAAAAAAUAAUACUAGUAGUAAUCAAAGAUUAAUAAGUGCGUUCGAAGUUCAAUGAAUUUAGCUAAAAUCCACCAGGUGAGCCCGCAAUUUCUUUGGCCGGCUAUUGGGCUUAAAAUUCGUGCGCGCGCUUAAUAAUUAUUCAAAAUGGCGCAGAUUUUGAACAUCGCCCGUCCAAGUAACCAAAAAUCUCGAAUCUUCACGCCUGGCAUGCACAGGUAUCCCAUCGACCACAGGAUCCCCAAAGAUUACGAAGCGUUCUCCUAACGUCGAACGCAAAAAAUAAAGAAAACAGCUGAAGAAAUGUUCGAAACAACUAUAAGUGUGGGGAGGUGUCCAAUUUCCAGAGAUCUCUAAGUUAUGUUAUAUUUACUGUGUACCCUGUCCUCUUGUAGCAAUCCUUCUUAAGGGUUUUUUUUAAUAAAAUCUUGAUACCUUUCACUCUUCUCUUGUGCUACAUUUGUGAGUAAAAUUACUUGUACAUGUAAAAAGAUACUUGAGUACAAUAUAGUCCCUUAUUGAUGCGUUUCCGUUUAAUGUAAGGUUGCUAGCUAGUUCUCUGCCCAUACUCAAAGUUGAUUCUGCAGUAGCUGGCUCCCAAAAGUUGUUUCAAUCGUGUGAAAGGCACGAUAUAUGUUGAGGUUUAUUUUUGUCCAGGUUUAAAUUGUUAGGGAAAAUAAGGACUUGAAAACUUUACUUCUUUUUCUUCUUCCAUGAAACCACACCUCCUUCCUUCUACAGGGACGUUCAAGAGCUUAAUUCAAAUCCUUAAUUCAUGAUAGUUGAAAUAAGAACCUAUUGCUUAGCACUGUAUUUUAACUGUACUGUCUUUGCUAUAACAGUCUGUCACAUUUAUAAUUUAUAUAUAUUUUUUGUUGUCCACGCUUUUAACUUUAAGAAACCACAGUACCUUAUCAGAGUGGUAUACCACUAUGAUAACCAAAUUCUUUUACAGUGCUGGAUGAUCUUUACUGCUCUAACAACAUUCUGUUGUACACUUUCAGCAAAUGGAUCGUACAUAUACAUUGAGUCAUCUUUCCCAAGAAAGCCAAAUGACACAGCGAAGCUUAUAAGUUCAAUUGUCCCCGGCACAACUGCUUAUGGUGGAAAGUGUUUGUCGUUUUGGUAUCACAUGUAUGGUGCACACAUCAGUACUCUUAGCGUGUAUCUAAGGAAUGGUUCUCAUGACACCCUCCUGUGGUCAAAGGCAGGGACGCAUGGAAAUAACUGGCUUCAGGCAGCAGUCACAGUUAAUAGCAGCACUAAUUUUCAGGUAAAACUUGCAAUUUUCAAUUUUUGGCAAAAAAAAAAUAAACAACAAAUAUUAAUAAAAUGAAAUAUUAAUGAAAUGAAAUAGUUUCAUUUACACGGACUUGCAGUGCCAUGGAAUUGGCCAUGUUACAUUAAACGCCUAGUGACCUGUCCCGAAGAAAACAGAGAAAACGGAGUCAUAAUAUUCAUGCAUAAAUCAAUAGUUGACCUGGUCACUUUGACAGUGGACUAUCGUCACUGUCACCUCACUAAUACCCUCUGACGUCAGAGAUUUUCUUUUGUUGCGCGUUCUGAGGCUUUUGGUAGCAAGCAAAUUAGUUUUUAGAUGUCACAUGACCUUACACGCUGUCGUGGAAAAAUCGAAGCUUUCUUAAAGAAUACUGUUUAUUUUCCCUUCAGGUUGUAUUUGAAGGAGUUCGUGGUAGGAGCUUUCGAGGUGAUAUAGCAAUUGAUGACAUCUUUAUUAAAAAUGGUUUCUGCCAAGCCUUGAAAGCUUGCUCAUUUGAAGAUGUUCAAAUGUGCGGAUGGACAAAUGAAAAAAG